ACCACAGGUUCUGUAUUUUUAAUCCCUUCUCUCUCGCGCAGGAGCUGGCAUUACAUUUAAUUUUUCCCCAACGAUACCGGUUUGUUGGUCAGAUAUCCGAAAAUGAGUGAGCUGCUUGUCCUUGAAAACUUCAUCAAUGGUGAAUUUGUAGCCUGCGAUACCCACAUAGACAACUACGACCCGUCGUGUGGAGCGGUGUACGGCAAGGUACCGAACAGUUCUGCAGAUACCGUGAGCGCAGCUGUUGCAGGGGCGAAGGAUGCGUUCAAAUCGUGGUCUCGCACUUCACCUGACCAACGAGCCACUGUCCUGAGGAAAAUAGCGGAUGGCAUUGAGGCACGUCUGCAGGAGUUCGCCGAGGCCGAAUCCCGUGACCAGGGCAAGCCAAUCUGGUUGGCUAAAGCUGUUGAUAUACCUCGGGCCGUCUACAACUUCCGCUUUUUUGCCUCAACCAUCACCCACCAGAUUAACACAUCUACUGUUCAGCCGCAGUUCAAUGCUGUCAACUACAGCACUCAGACACCGAUCGGUGUGGCUGGUCUAAUCAGCCCCUGGAAUCUACCGCUGUACUUGCUGACCUUCAAGAUUGCCCCAGCCCUGGCUGCGGGCAAUACGGUUGUGGCAAAGCCCAGUGAAAUGACAUCAGUCACUGCAUGGAUGAUGUGCAAGGUGUUCCAGGAAGCAGGCCUGCCAGCCGGUGUGUGCAACGUGGUGUUUGGCACCGGUGCAGUCACUGGCCAGGCGCUGACCUCGCACCCAGAUGUACCUGUCAUCUCAUUCACUGGUGGAACGGCAACGGCCGAGGUGAUUCGUCGCACCAUAGCGCCGUUCAAUAAGAAAGUGUCGCUGGAGCUGGGAGGCAAGAACCCAUCGGUGGUGUUUGAGGACGCCAAUCUAGAUGAGUGUGUUGCAACACACCUGAGGUCCUGCUUUGCCAACCAGGGAGAGAUCUGUCUGUGCACUAGCCGCGUCUUUGUGCAGGACACUAUCUACGAUCAGUUUGUGGAGAAAUUCGUGACUGCAACCCGCACUCUGACAGUGGGUGAUCCGAAAGCAGCCGGCACCAAGGUCGGCGCCUUGAUCAGCGCUGAGCAUCGUGACAAGGUGAAGUCGUACAUUGAGAUUGGCCGUAAGGACGGACGCGUGUUGUGCGGUGAGGGUGUGGAUGCACCAGUGCAGUUGCCAGAAGGAUUGCAAAAGGGGUACUAUGUUCAACCCACUGUGAUUGUAGACUGUCCAGAUUCUUCACGCUGUAUGCAGGAAGAGAUAUUUGGUCCUGUUGCGUGUAUCAGCAAGUUUCAUUCACAAGAGGAGGUGAUAGAACGUGCCAAUGGUGUCAAGUAUGGCUUGGCAGCGUGUGUCUGGUCGAGAGAUAUCUCCAGAGUGCACACUGUGGCUCAUGAACUGCAUGCUGGGACUGUGUGGACAAACUGUUGGAUGGUGCGUGAUCUGAACAUGCCCUUCGGAGGCAUGAAAGCCAGUGGUACAGGACGAGAGGGAUUCAAGGACUCCAUGGAGUUCUUCACCGAGUCCAAGACAAUCUGCAUCAAGAUGUGAUAUCUGAGCGUAGGCUGAGCGGCACAUGACCUGAUACCUCUGCCAUACACAUGCACAUGUGUGUGAUUGGACACGAUCACAGAAGGACUGGUUGUGCAAGUGCAAGUUACAGUGCUCUGGAAGAGACAACUGUGAGUUUUCCCUGAUGGUGUCGCCAUGCAUAGUACAGUGCUGUGAUUUGCUCAUUGCUAUUAUGCCAAGAUGGCCAACUACAACUACAAGGGGACGUACCAAGAUGGCCAUCUACAAGGGGACGACUUGCACGUGUGCAUAUGCUGCUCUAGUCAUGUAGGUACUGCGGCGGGCAUAGGCACAAUCGGCGUUCACCUGUGCCGUAGUGUGUGUGUAGGCAUUUCUAGUUUAGUUUCCGUAGUCACUUCAGUUGUAGGGUCAGGGCAUGCUGUAUGUAUUCUGUGCUCUGUAGUACAACGUGCAGUGCAGUAUGCAUGCUGUGUUGUGUAGUACAACGUGCAGUGCAGUAUGCAUGCUGUGUUGUGUAGUACCUAGUAGCAAUGUUGCACGGAUGUGAGGAGCAUCAUGUACAUGCGUGAGUGUGACACUGGCAAUUAUUUGUUCUGUGCAUUCUACCUCGAAGUAACUUUCCUACGAUUUCAUAGUCAUUGAGUGAAAUGCUGUAUGAAUAAGUGAAAAAUGCUAACCUAAAAAUGCAUACAGAUCAUUUCGAUAGCUUUUUAUAUACAGUAUUCGAAAUUGUUGGCGAAGAUGAUGGCUGGAUUUAUGUUUAAGGAUUUUUCUUGAGUUUGUCUCUGGUUUUGAUUUUACAUUAAUUUUAGGCUAGAGGCUAUUCGUUCUAUGGCGCGCUUAUGAUUGCAUUUCUUUUUGCUUUGUACUUUUAAAAUGUCUUACAAUCCAAUCUUUUCCUGUUUCUUGUUGAUAUAAACUUGAAAUCUGUA
Messenger RNA from Sycon ciliatum, 2471 nucleotides. RefSeq names its product 2-aminomuconic semialdehyde dehydrogenase-like. Lineage: Eukaryota; Metazoa; Porifera; Calcarea; Leucosolenida; Sycettidae. The record is from RefSeq and is a predicted model, not a curated record. The coding region runs from base 103 to 1557 and encodes 484 amino acids. Gene Ontology annotation, molecular function: oxidoreductase activity, acting on the aldehyde or oxo group of donors, NAD or NADP as acceptor. The transcript is spliced from 13 exons.